GCGCCUGAUCUCACGCGAAGCCGUCAGCCAAUGAAGGAGCUCUGUUACCAGACGCCGCCAAGCUUGUGCGGGGGAGAGCGAGCCUGCUCCAGUCGAAGAGGAGAGCAGUUAGCGGGGCGCCGUGUGGUGGCUGCAGCUGCAGCUCUGAGAAUGUGUUGAUGUCUUCAGGGAUGGAUGAGAUGGAUGUCUUUACUUUUGAAGGGCAGGAAUCUCUGUGAAAAUAAUUCCAGCUGAUUAGCAUCACAGUGUUACCCGCUGGAACUCAGAUUGAAAUGAGUUCUGAAAUGUAGCUAUUCCUGGAAGAAGAGCCCAAGAGAGGAAGAUGGCUGCCAUUACUCUUGCCCUCAGAGGCAGUAACUACUUUCUGCACAUAAGCAGUCACUUCUCUUCAGCAAGAUAUUACUAGGGCAGUGGUCAAGGAUAUGGGAAAUGGUGUCCAGGACACUUUUCAAAACUUAUAUUUUUAUUUACUGAAGACAUACACUUUCUGAUCAGUCUAGCUACUGCUUGAUUCUAUACAGCCUUCCAGUAGUUUCAUGUCAGAAGACUGUUAUCCUAAAUGGAGACCUUACCUCAUGUUGGAAUCCAGUAAGCAAACAGUCUAGAUGCUGCUGAAUAGCCCUCUAUAAUGGAUCACAAAUCUCUCUAGUAGAUAUGAAAAAAUGAGGAACAACAUAGGAAAUCUGUGAAAGGAAUUGUUUCCAUAAUUGCACUUCUAGUGACUGCCAGAUAAAAUUUUGCCAAAACCAUUUGCAUCCAUAAAUGUGCAUGUGGGAUCCCAAAUGAUUAUAAGCACACCACAAAGACUGGCCAAUUCAGGACGUGUUCUGAUUGGAAAUUCGUAUACCACAGUGCCAGCCAUGGUCACUCAGACUGACAUAACAGAAGCCACUGGCUGGGUCCCAGGGGACAGAAAACGAACUCGAGACUUUAUGGAAACAGAUUUUUCAGAAAGUAAAAGAAGUAAAAAAGGAGAUAAGAAUGGCAAGGGCCUAAGGCAUUUUUCAAUGAAAGUGUGUGAAAAGGUUCAGCGUAAAGGAACAACAUCGUAUAAUGAAGUUGCAGAUGAACUGGUAUCAGAGUUUACAAAUUGUAAUAGGCACUUAGCGACAGGUUCAGCUUAUGAUCAGAAGAAUAUUAGACGGAGAGUUUACGAUGCACUCAAUGUAUUGAUGGCAAUGAACAUUAUUUCAAAGGAGAAAAAAGAAAUCAGAUGGCUAGGUCUUCCUACGAAUUCAGCUCAGGAAUGUCAGCAUCUGGAGGUUGAGAAACAGCGACGUAUAGAACGAAUAAAACAGAAGAGAGUUCAGCUGCAAGAGCUUCUACUGCAGCAAAUUGCUUUCAAAAAUUUGGUACAAAGAAAUCAACAAAAUGAGCAGCAGAAUCAGAGCCCUCCAGCUUUGAACUCUACCAUACAACUGCCUUUUCUAAUAAUAAACACAAGCAAAAGAACAAUUAUAGAUUGCAGCAUCUCUCCUGACAAGUUUGAAUACCUCUUCAAUUUUGAUAAUACCUUUGAGAUCCAUGAUGAUACUGAAGUUUUGAAACGAAUGGGAAUGUCAUUUGGUCUAGAAGCAGGCAAAUGUUCAGCAGAAGACCUAAGAACUGCUAAAACCCUGGUGCCAAAAGCUUUUGAAAGCUGUGUCACAGACAUGUCUACAGGAAUAUCUUGGGUGAACAAGGGGCUAAUUUUCAGUUCUACUCAAGUAGGUUUACCUUUUGAUACAGUUGGUGAUGCUGCUGUUUCUAAAUCAAGCGGAAAUCCAGGACUAUAUCUGGAUGCUGAAGUGGCCUUAGCAACAGGGCACCUUGUGGCCCCUAGCAGUCAGCAGUCCAGUGGUGCAACAUCACACUACUCAGAAUCACGUGGUGAAACCCCAUGUUCAUUUGAGGAUGAGGAUGAAGAUGAUCCCUCUUCACCAGAAUAAUGGCAAAAACCAGCCAUACAAAAUGCUGCUCCUGUGCACUUAAUGUGAGCUCAUGUUCUUUAUGCAGUUUUCUUCCCCUUUUGCUGUGUUUUUGAGAUUUAUGAAAGAUAUAUCUAGUGGAGAGAGACUAAGCACAGGGCAUGAUCCAGUCCUUGAAUUCAUGCCUGUAGGGGGGCAGGCAGGUGGACACUAGGGUGGAAAUAUACUGUGUCAUUGGUACCUGUAUCCAGUGCCUAGGGGCAGCAUAGAUCUCAUUUGUUGGUCUUCCUUAGAUUGGAUAAGAGGGUCUGAAGAAAGAUAGACUGCUGUUGGGGGUAUAUUAUAGUUGUCUUGGACAGCAGGUUGUUAGUUUGAAAGGUAGCCAUGCAAUAACUUGUUUGGUGCAUUGGGGCCUACUGGGCCAUAAAACUGUUAGUUGCCUGCUGGAUCCUGGUAGCUACUUGAGCCAGUCUUUAUCAGCCUCAGUGAUGUUGCUUGGAGUUGCCCAUAAGGCCUUGGGCAAGCCAACAGUACGUAAUGCCCCAGCACAACUUUGGUCACGUGGCUAACAUAACAGCUGCACACUCACCCUUUCUGGGCUCACAGGCAGAAUGGUUGGAUCUGCCUUUUCAUGUACUACCUAGAAAAAGAACACUUUCUGGAAAGAUCUGAUAGAAUGUAAUUAAAGUACAUAGUUUGGGUUUCUGUAACAUGGUGUAUUGCUUUCUUACCUUCUGUCCUUCAUUUCCUAAGAUGCUUUUUGUCUCAUGGGCUCUUGACAAUAGUAGUUUUUUGCAAAAGAUAUCCUCAAAGUCUAAUAACAUUAGGGUGCUAUUGAGAUGUGUGUUUUGGUCAUGUCAGCUCGGUGUAUACCAAAAUAGUUAUACAGAUUUAUUCAGGAAAAUGUAUUUGAGCUUGGAGGCUCUUUCAUUUUAAGAACUUGAAAUUUAGCAUUUCAACAGAUCCUUUCUACUGUCUAUUAUUGAGUAGCAGGACAAUUAGGGACGGGCAUAAACCC
Messenger RNA from Heteronotia binoei (common prickly gecko), 2925 nucleotides. It is a transcript of the gene TFDP2, whose product is annotated as transcription factor Dp-2. Gene Ontology annotation, biological process: regulation of cell cycle; regulation of transcription by RNA polymerase II. Lineage: Eukaryota; Metazoa; Chordata; Lepidosauria; Squamata; Gekkonidae. Bases 783 to 1928 code for a protein of 381 amino acids. Gene Ontology annotation, cellular component: nucleus; transcription regulator complex. The record is from RefSeq and is a predicted model, not a curated record. Gene Ontology annotation, molecular function: RNA polymerase II transcription regulatory region sequence-specific DNA binding; DNA-binding transcription factor activity, RNA polymerase II-specific. The transcript has 14 exons.